AUGCUCACAAAAAACACGGCCGAUAUGAGUCCAGACGCUGAAGGGAACUAUCCGAUCGAAUCGUUGCUUGGAGGUCGUAACAGCACCAGCAACAGUAGCUACCGCAACAGCACCUCCAGUGAGCUUCUCGCCGCCUCCUUUUCCUUCGGGGAGGGCUAUCCUGUCGACAACAACCAUAACAACAACCGCUCGGCCAAAGCCCGUCGCCACCACAGCACAGGAACCCUUCUUGAUUCAGCUCAGUCUUCUUCCUCCUCAACAAACCCAAUGAACAACAACAUCCGCCGCAACAACACUGUGCCACAAGUCCGUCGGGCCAGCCGCCCAGAGCGCCUGUCGAUUGAUCAUGCAGCCUUUAUUGCAACGUACCCCUCAUUGGACGGACUAGGGGAUAUGGGAUAUCGCAGCAGCAGCAGCAUGGACUACUAUCGCAACAACAACAACACUGCCGACACCGCCAACAACAGCUCGCCAUCACCACGCAGGAAAGCUUCGUCUUCAAAGCUGCGCAAGCAACAGUCGCAGGAGAGCCUCCCCGCUUCCCGCACCUCAACCUCGUCUAUUGCCUCCAUGGUUUCGGAUGCUUCCUCUUCGACGUCUUGUUCAUCCUCGGCUUCCUCGGUCCACGAACCCUUGACACCCACAAAGUCUUCCAAUUACCACAGCAUUGAUGGCAUUGAUGCAGUCUCAUCUACCAAGAAGUCCAGCAAGAGGGCUUCCAUGCCUGUGUCUAUUGUCCGUUCGAACAACAAGAACACCCUGAUCAACAUCGAGAGCAUUGCUGCCGACGAUGAACAAGAAGAGGAGAACCGUGUCAAGUCGUUGGCCGUGUGCCAAUCCCCCCAAUCCGACAAUUUCUUUUCCACGGAAGAGGGUUUCGCCGGAUCUGCUGCCAACAACUCCACUGCAUCCAGUGAGGGAGUCGUCAAGGCCCGUGGCCAGCGUCAAUUGAUCGCUCACUAA
This is a messenger RNA of Linnemannia hyalina, 963 nucleotides long. Lineage: Eukaryota; Fungi; Mortierellomycota; Mortierellomycetes; Mortierellales; Mortierellaceae. The record is from the annotation of a GenBank genome assembly.